AUAUUAUGCUCGUGAAUAAUAUAAAACGCUUCAUUAGUGUAGUUAAGUGGUACGGUUCAGGUAAAACGAAAGUAUUCAAACACCAUGUUUGCUUCAAGACUGCUGAGUUGGAGCAGUAUUUUGGCACUGCCUCCCUUUUAACAUAAUGUAAACAGAGCAGCAGUCAUACCUCAGAACUGCUUCCUUACAGGUACGCCUCAGGAGGCGAGCGGCGAGCGGCGAGACCUGGAUUUACGCGAUGCACUAAGAACAUAGCAGAUGGCUUAGGAAAUUAGCCAAAGUACUAUUAAAUUUCACUGAUCCCCGCUCUGUAAGACAUUUAUAAAAGAUUGCUACAUUUAAGUGCAUGUUUCUCGCUAUGGUUUAGAGUCCAUUCAUUACUGGCUAAAUUCCCAAAGGCAGGCACGAACUCGUCCACAGUUUCUAGUGACAUCGCACCAUGUCAAAUUCAUCAGAUCAGUUUGACAACUCAGACUGCGUGUGCUCGUUCGGAAUGAAGCUAACGUGGGACAUCAACGACCCUAAACUUCCACAGGACACGAAGCAGUACGAUGCGUUUCAGGAAUGGACAGAUGGUUAUGUUCGGUACAUAUACAGUGCCGAUGACAAAAACGCGCAGCGCCAUUUGAGCGGCUGGGCUAUGCGCAACACCAACAACCAUAACUGUCAAAUCCUGAAGAAAUCGUGCUUGGGCGUCGUGGUUUGCUCCAGAAACUGCACACUGGCUGACGGCACCAAACUCCAACUGCGGCCUGCCAUUUGUGAUAAAGCCCGCCAGAAGCAGCAAAAAAAACUUUGUCCAAACUGCAGUUCAGCUCUCGAGUUGGUUCCAUGCCGUGGCCACAGUGGUUAUCCGGUCACCAAUUUCUGGAGAGUGGACGGCAAGGCCAUAUUUUUCCAGGCUAAAGGCGUCCAUGAUCACCCGCGACCAGAGAGCAAGUCGGAAACGGAGGCAAGGAGAAGCGCAGUAAAAAGAAGACUGGCUUCUCCUCACUUCUCUCAGAAAAGAAGACUUGUAGAACAAGAGCCUGGCCGCUAUGAUAUGCCCUUCCCUAACAUCCACCAACUCACCAUGGAGACACCAGAUCGCUUCAGCAUCAUUGCUGAAUCCAAUUUCCCUAUCCAGACACAGCACUACACACCGUUCCAGAACACUGAGCCUUACAAGUUCCCCUAUGACACACAUGGCCCAUCAGCCAUGGCCGAUGCUGCAAGUCCUCUGCAGAAGCCUUCUAAUCAUCGUCUCUACAUGGCAAGACCCCCAUGCGGAUAUGACUUUGCAGGCUAUCUCAGCUCUUCACCCUACUCCACAGCCUUGUAUAAGGACCCUGUCAGCCCUCAUAGUGAGGCUGAAAAUAAAAGCUGCUCUGGCCUGAGUGGAAUGCCUCACACAACCAGUUCACUUCCAAACCAUGAGCGUUCUUAUCCAGAUGCGACCACCAAGCACCAUAGCUGGAAGCAAAUCCUGGGCAAAGGGCCAUAUGGAGAGAGAGGGGAAUACCCACAGCUUUCUAGCAAUGCAAGUCAUUAUUAUAACACUGACUACCCAUGCAGGUACACAGGACCCACUCCAACCACUCCAACAGCACUUCAGACCAUCAUAACCACCACCACUAAAGUGUCCUACCAGCCCUGCCCUAAACCUUCUCUGGUAAAAUAUGGUGAAGGCAUCUAUGACAUGAAAGGACUUUCAAACUGUAACUCUCUUUUAGAGGAGAUGUCUCCCAACUCUUACUCUGAACUGAAGCGGCCUGAAGAGGAUUCGAGCGUCAUAAAAACUGCUCUGUCCUAUCAGGAUGCUGCCCCAACAAAAAUAGAAAGAACAGAAAACUUUGAAGGCUAUCGUUACAGCAGUUACAGCUCCAACACCUGCCCUGAAAGACUGACAAAUCCAUACCGGUUUGAAGGUGGAGAGUUUUGAUGUUCUGCUUCAGUGCUAAUUUUCAGGGGACAGUGUAGAAGCAGAGAGAAGAAGACUAUUUUGCUGAUGAUUUUAAAUAAGACAAACAAGAACUGGGUAAAAAUCAUUCUUUCCUUAAGUGUAUAUAUGCUUAUCUAUUUAUGAAUAGUAUUCAAACAUGUAGAUGAAAAGAUAUUUGUGUAGUUAUAUGAUCCAUAUUUGAUCAAAUGUGCAACACAAACAUUUCUUUAUAUUGCUUAUUUAGAGUUAAAUGAAUGAUAAACCUGUUUAAUAAAAAUGCAUUUUGUAUGUUUGUAAAUUAUGAGUAGAGGUCUACUGGAGUCAGAUUGUUUUUAUAAUGUAAAAACAAAGUCUAAUUUGAACUCGAAUUAAAUGUUAUACAACAUU
Molecule: messenger RNA, 2308 nt
Organism: Silurus meridionalis
Lineage: Eukaryota; Metazoa; Chordata; Actinopteri; Siluriformes; Siluridae
Gene: gcm2
Product: glial cells missing transcription factor 2
Exons: 5
Coding region: 440-1921 (493 amino acids)
Biological process (GO): gliogenesis; regulation of transcription by RNA polymerase II
Cellular component (GO): nucleus
Molecular function (GO): DNA-binding transcription activator activity, RNA polymerase II-specific; RNA polymerase II cis-regulatory region sequence-specific DNA binding
Source: RefSeq, a predicted model, not a curated record